CCGCCGCUAAAGCGACGUGUCCCAGGCCCGGCGGGCGGGCUGCGGUCACACGCGUCUCAGCCACCUGCGAGCGGCUGCUCGCCCGGCGGCCCUUCUCCGGCGUCCCGCCCUCCGCGCCGGCUCCCAGGUACGCGUGCCGGGCACCAGGCUCCCGGCGCGGGGGGCAAAGGGCCGCUCGGGGAGUGGCGGAAGGGCUCCCGCUGUCUGAAAUUGCACUGGCCGCUCCCACCCCGCCGUGCCCACCGCCUUCCCUCUGGAGCCCUCCCGCGGGGCUCCGGUCCCUCCUGGGGGCUCCCUGCGCCCUCGCAUGUUGAUGGCUAGUACCAGAAGAUUAACUUAGUGGGAGAACAGGCUGGGUGACGUUUCCCCAUCAUCUACUGAAACAUGAAGACCAAAAGCAAAAGAACGAAGCACAGGCUUGCUGUUGAUAAAGAAGCCUUUCUUGGGGAGACAACUUUGAGCAAAGAGGAACCGGUGAAAUGUUUGCGACACAAAGAAAGGAGAAAUGGCAGAAACAAUGAGAGCAACAAGACUGGUACAGUCAAAGCCAAACAUGCUUGGAACAACAAAGACAGACACUUGAGGCGAUUGGAAAGCAAUGAACGGGAAAGGCAGAGAAUGCACAAGCUCAAUAAUGCAUUCCAGGCCUUGCGGGAGGUUAUCCCUCAUGUGAGAGCUGAGAAUAAACUUUCUAAAAUUGAGACUCUUACACUAGCCAAAAAUUACAUUAAAUCACUGACUUCCACCAUACUCCAUAUGUCCAGUGGGCACCUUCCAACUGUAGAAGGAACUGGGGCAGCCAAUAGCUCCAAACUGUACCAGCAUUACCAACAGCAACACGGCGAUGAGGAACACGAUGAACAGCUAAAAAAAUACUCCACACAAAUUCACAGCUUCAGACAAGGCAGCUAAAGUUAGCUACUGGCCUCAUUCUCUCUUCUCCACACAUUCCUGUAUAUUUCAGCAUUUAGAGGAUUAAGGGGUUAUUUCCUGCUGGUGGGUUUCUUUUUUGUUUGUUUUUGGAAAGACAAAUGUUUAGUGGCUAGAUCUCAUAGUUCUUGUUGAAAUUAUCCUAAAUUGUAGGUCAGGCUUUUCAAAGAGAUUAGUGAUUUUGGUUGCCCGAUUUGAAACACCUUCUGUGUUCUUAUAGUUUUUGUUUACCUGCUUUGUUUGUAAUUUUCCUGAGGUCAGAGUGUUCUUUUAAUUUGUAAUGAGAAAUUGUUUGAUUGUUCAACACCCAGAUUGCUUUUGCAGGGCAGGCUUUAUAAACAAAUUAUUUUUCAGUGGGAGGGGGUGCUCUGCCCGUUAGGAAAAUUACUCUUUUUAUAAGGUACCUCGAGUUGGGCACCCAACAGUGAUGUCCUAAAUCACUAGUCAUUAUUGAAAAUACUGGCUGUAACUUCUAUUCCUCCAGAAGUGACACCAUGUAAUGGGGAAUCUUGGUGCAGAAAUAAUGAAGUUUAUGGCCCGGUACGGUACUUUGGAAUGUAUACAGCUACUGGAGGGACAUAUCUAACUGACCUGAUGUUUGGAUAGCAGGACUAAUUUCUUUAACCACAAUUACCUGGAUUUUUUUCCCCUUGAAUUCUUAAAUAUCCUGCUACUCAGAGGGAGGAACAAUUUUAAUGACAAUAGAAACAUAUUUUGAGUAGUUUGAUUAGUGUGAUCGAACAGGUAUGAAUACUAUCUAACAAAAUGGCCUUAGAUCAGAUCCUAAAUGCCCUAAACCAGCAGUUCUCAAACUUCAUUGCACCGUGACCCACUUCUGACAACAAAAAUUGGGGUGCUAUGUGCCGUGGGUGGGGGCAUGUAACCUUAGCCCGGGGUGGUGAGGCUCAGGUUUUGGCUUCAGCCCCGGCGGGUGGGGCUUGGGCUUCAGACUUGCUGGGAGCCAGGGCCAACAUCAGCCUUGGUGACCCCAUUAAAAUGGGGUUGCAACCCACUUUGGGGUCCCAACCCACAGUUGGAGAACCCCUGCCCUAAACUCAUUGAAGUAAAUGGAAAGGUUCUAAUUCACUUCAGUGGGCUUUGGGUCACGGUCCUAAAAUGUAGUCCUACAAGUACACUUAAAAUGCACAAUAAUUAAUGUGAUCCUUGUUGCAUUAUAUAUAUUUGAAAGUGCCUUUUAACAGAAACCUUAAAAGAGAUUUGUUAGAUUGUAAGCUCUUCUAGGCAGGAGCUUGUCUUUGUACAGCAUCCAGUCCAAUGGGAUCCCAGUUCCAUUUGGACCCUUUGGAUGCUAUUGUAUUAUAAAUAUUUUACAGUUAGUUCACUUGUGAUCUUUGCAAAAAUGAUGUGAUUGCAGAACAAAUGUUUUGUGUAUUUACCAGUUGGACAAUGAUAAUCUGUGCAUUUAAAAUGAACUCUGCUAAUAAAGCCUGCAUUGUAAUCAAUUAGGAUUCAUUCUGGGCUAGGUACUAUAAAAUACAAUAAAUGAAACAGGAGAUAUUGAAACAAGAAAAGAAACUUUUAAAAAAAAAGUUGGAAUAAAAACUUCCAUUUCUCCUAGCCCUGCUCUUCUUCGCCUCCCCCCAAGCUAAGAUUUCUUUGUUUGGAAAUGUUGCACGUACAGCAUAUGUAACAACUGUCUCCACCUAUGGCCAUAGAGUGCUGAUGUUAGCCGGACAGUUGUGGUUAUGCUGCAGAGGGGGCAAGGGCAGGAUUUAGGUGCUCAUGUUUUGCACAGGAUGUAGCUUCAUGGGCCCUACCUUUGUCCCCACAGAGUAGGGUAGUGCAAGGGGGAAGCAGGCUGAGUGAGGGAGAGAUUGGUGGAUCCUUUGCAGGGGGUGUUGAAGAGAACAGCUGCAGAGACCCCCUAGAACAUAAGAACGGCCAUACUGGGUCAGACCAUUGGUCCAUCUAGCCCAAUAUCCUGUCUUCCGGCAGUGGCCAAUGCCAGGUGCUUUAGAGGGAAUGAACAGAACAGGCAAUCAUCAAGUGAUCUAUCCCCUGUUGUUCACUCCCAGGUUCUAGCAAAACAGAGACUAGGGACACUCAAAGCAUGGUGUUGCAUCCCUGCCCAUCCUGGCUAAUAGUCAUUGAUGGACCUAUCCUUCAGGAACUUCUCUAGUUCUUUCUUUGAACCGCAUUAUAGUUUUGGCCUUCACAACAGC
Messenger RNA from Caretta caretta (loggerhead turtle), 3113 nucleotides. It is a transcript of the gene BHLHA15, whose product is annotated as basic helix-loop-helix family member a15. The record is from RefSeq and is a predicted model, not a curated record. NCBI's taxonomy places the organism in Eukaryota, Metazoa, Chordata, Testudines, Cheloniidae. Gene Ontology annotation, molecular function: protein dimerization activity; E-box binding; DNA-binding transcription factor activity, RNA polymerase II-specific. Gene Ontology annotation, biological process: sensory organ development; axon development; positive regulation of transcription by RNA polymerase II. Gene Ontology annotation, cellular component: nucleus.